This is a messenger RNA of Exophiala viscosa, 2889 nucleotides long. RefSeq lists its product as uncharacterized. NCBI's taxonomy places the organism in Eukaryota, Fungi, Ascomycota, Eurotiomycetes, Chaetothyriales, Herpotrichiellaceae. The coding region runs from base 1 to 2889 and encodes 962 amino acids. The transcript is spliced from 4 exons. The record is from RefSeq and is a predicted model, not a curated record.
AUGGCGUCGAGACCUGUAACUCCGUCGUCGCCUAUACAAAAUGCGCUGCCGAGUCAUGAAGAUCGUUCGAUAUACUCCGCACGGCCUACCACCGCCAAAUCUGCUUCUCGGCCGGUAUCCUACGCGGGCACCCAAGUUACCCACCAUACCGAUGCUCCCUCACAUUAUGAAGCAUCUCAUACCCAUCAUACCGAUGCUGCCUCACAUUAUGAAGCACCUCAGACUCUGCCCGAAGAGCCAUCCGCCUUAUCGCACACGGACGAGCUAAAUGAUGGGGUUCAUGAUACUAGCGAACAAGCUCCAGAGCUUCCUCGGAACGAUUCGCACAUCUCAGGGACCCAAACCCUUACCCCCUCUCGAGGUGGUACAUUGAAAAAGAAGGCUUCCUUGCACAAGAGCGGAAGCCUGAAGAGGACCGCUAGCAAACGAAGCAGCUAUGCUGGCUCAGUGCGCAGCGUGCAGCUGGUCGAGAAGGAGAAGUAUGGCGAAACGGAAGAGACGAACAGCGUCUUCUAUUGCCCUGUACCGACGACUGGAAACCCCACUGAGCUGCUCGCGACUCGGUUCCAAGCCUGGCGAAGAGUUCUCAAAGAUAUCAUUGGUUACUUCCGCGAACUACACAAAACGUACGACCAAAAAUCAAAGUCACUGAUGUCUGCGUCCAGUGCCAUCAACAAUACCGCAAUGCUUCCAAACUUCCUAACAUCUGGGGGAAUAGGAGAUGCUGUCUACAUUUUGCGCGACUUUCACAAACAGGCUCUGAAUGAAGCCAACAAGGCGCGCGAUCUGGAAAAUGAAGUAAUCAUCCAACUCACGGGUCUCCGCAGUGAUUUGCAACAAAAGAUCAAGGAGAUCAAAAGCUUGUCUGGUGACUUCAAAAACUCGGUAGACAAGGAACAAGAAGCUUCCAAAAGAGCUGUGCGAUCCUUGCAGGAGUCUCUCGGCAUGGUCGACGCCGAUGCCGCAUCGACCAGUGGAAAGGGUGAUCCUUUCUUGGUCAAGCUCUCAGUCGACAAGCAAAUUGAGAAACAAAUCGAGGAAGAAAACUAUCUGCAUCGGGCAUACCUGAACCUCGAGGCCUCUGGUCGCGAACUCGAGUCCAUCGUCGUGGGCGAGAUUCAAAAAGCGUACAAUGUUCUGGCUGGCAUACUCCGUCGUGAAGCCGAUGAGAACUAUGACGUAUCAGACAAGCUGAAGGAGGGACCUCUACAAAUGUCCAAAGACCAUGAAUGGGACGAGUUCACAAGCAAGAAUAACCAGAUGGUGGAUCCGCGCAAACCUGUUCGCCAGUAUGCGAACAUUAUCUAUCCGGGCAAGGAACAUCCAGCAGCAAUCGAAGUCAGGAGUGGAAUGCUUGAGAGAAAGAGCAAGUAUCUCAAGAACUACACACCUGGAUGGUACAUCCUAAGUCCAACACAUCUGCACGAGUUCAAGUCAGCCGACCGCGUGUCGAGUCAAUCUCCAGUGAUGUCGCUAUAUUUGCCGGAGCAAAAGUUGGGCUCCUACUCUGAGCCUGGCUCGUCAUCGCAUAAAUUCAUGCUUAAGGGUCGUCAAACCGGAUCUAUGCACCGUGGGCAUGCUUGGGUAUUCAGAGCAGAAACUCAUGAUACUAUGCUUGCAUGGUAUAACGACAUCAAAGAGCUUACCUCAAGGCGAGGCGAGGAACGUAACGAAUAUGUUCGCCGGACUCACUCCCGAUCGUUUUCCGGCAACAGUCUCAAUAAACCGGCUAGCAUCAUCAGCUCAGAAGGCGGAAUGGAAGAAGAUGAGGCUGACCACAUUGCCUUCGCAGGAGAACAGUCCGUCCGCGGAAAUUCUGUUGCCGAAGGGGCUGGUGUAGCUGAAGCAGGAGGCUUAGAGGUUUUGGGUGCGGACGGGAUUGAGGACGACAGAUCGGAAGCUGGAUGGCGUCCUCCUCAACAGAGGCCAGCACCAGGUGGGCGAUUUCCGUCUGAUCUCAACAUCCAGCGAGGCUUAGAAGCCCCGCAAUCCCCUUCAAGCGCGGAUGAUUCUGACCGAGAUCGCGAUGUUAUAGCAGCUGCAGGUGGGCUACCAGGGAGCGGCGUACCCUUCGCGGAUACCGUGGAAAGACACACCGAGUUGCAGCCGGCCGCGUAUCAGCCUGCUACGACUCAGUCGGCAACCUAUCAGCCAGGCACGUAUGAGGAGACCACUUAUCAGCCUGCCCCCCAGGAGCCGUCGGGAGUCAACAGAAGUAUGAGCACCAACAGUCAAUAUCCCCCAGGUCAACAUCCGAACCUUUUCCAAGCCCUCCACGGAAACCAGGGUGCGCCAUCAGCCGGUGCGCCGUCAGCUGCUCCGCCGUCAGCCGUGGACGGAGGCAGCUCAUAUGGCGACUGGAUGGCACCUAUCGCCGCAGGUGCAGGAGGUGCCGCCGUUGGAGCCGGGGUCAUGCAUCAUCACGAGCAUCAGCCGCAACAGCAACAGCAAGAACCAGUAGCUGAAGAGCCCAUACAUCAACACGAGGCCGAAACCGCGAUUCCUGGUCCAGGCGAGUCUUCAGCCCCAAUUAUGGUGGACACUGCUGCCCCAGUGGACGCACCUAGUGCACCACGUGCGAUGAGGGAGUCGAUGAGCGAGUCCACGACCGCCCCCAGCUCGGCUCUGGCCAAUUCAGGAACGGAUGUAGCGACUUUGUCCACUGUCCCUACCAGUACAGGUUACGUGAAUGACAGCAUGUUCGAUUACAACGGAGUAUACAUCGGCCCAAGGACAGCAUCGACAGAACCUACGCACUACACCUUGAAGGCGGCAGACCGGUCUAAGAGUAGCACGACCAUCAGCCACUUGCACAUUCCUGGAGAGUUUCCUGCUACGACUCCAUUGAACGAGGAGGCGAGAUUGUAUGGGGAUGUGAUCGAACGAUGA